AUGGAAGUUUUUCCUGUUUUUUAUGAUGUGGAUCCAUCUGAUGUAAGGAAACAAGAAGGAACUUUUGCAAAAGCUUUUGCUGAACAUGAAAAGGAGAACAUAGAGAAAGUGCAGACAUGGAGAGUUGCUUUGAGAAAAGUGGCCAAUCUCUCAGGAUGGCAUUUGCGGGACAGGUCGGAGGCAGAAGUUAUCCAAGACAUUGUGAAAGUCACAUUUGAUAAAUUGAGGCAUUCUCAUACAUUCUUAGUAGAUACUAAGAAACUAGUUGGAAUAAAUUCUCGAGUUGAACAAUUGAUGUCACAUUUAGCUAUAGGGUCAAAGGAUGUUCGCAUUGUAGGAAUUUGGGGUAUUGGAGGAAUGGGUAAGACAACUCUUGCUAGAGUGGUUUAUGAUAUGGUUUUCAAUCAAUUUGAAGCUUGUGGUUUUAUUGAUGAUGUUAGGGUAAAUAAUGAAAAACAUGACUUGCUUUGGUUACAAAAAGAACUUUUGAAAAAACUUUUGAUAUGCAAGGACAUUGACAAAAAAGAUGUUAAUGAUAUAGAUCUCAUGCUCAAAAAUAGGUUACGUCAUAAAAAGAUUCUUCUUGUUCUCGAUGAUGUAAAUGAAUCAAAACAAUUGGACAAAUUAGUUGGGAGCCGUGAUUAG
Quercus robur (English oak) is the source of this 645-nucleotide messenger RNA. RefSeq names its product disease resistance protein Roq1-like. The transcript is spliced from 2 exons. The record is from RefSeq and is a predicted model, not a curated record. Bases 1 to 645 code for a protein of 214 amino acids. Lineage: Eukaryota; Viridiplantae; Streptophyta; Magnoliopsida; Fagales; Fagaceae. Gene Ontology annotation, biological process: defense response; signal transduction. Gene Ontology annotation, molecular function: ADP binding.